CAAUAUUAUUUCGUACACAUUGUGCAAUUUUAAAGUUAACAUUAUCGUAUAUUUUUUGAUAUCAUUCGCUUAUAAGACUCUUAUUGAAGAACAAGUUAAUCACAAAUCUAGUAGAAAUUUUACAGUGGUUUAAAAAUGAGGCUGGUAGAUACAACGAAACUUUUGGAAUUACAAAACAAACCUUCAAAUGUGCGAAACAUUUGUAUCGUAGCACACGUGGACCAUGGGAAGACAACCCUGGCCGAUUCCUUAAUAUCUAGUAAUGGUAUAAUAUCCCAGAGAAUGUCAGGAAAACUUAGAUACAUGGAUAGUAGACCUGACGAGCAGGAGCGAGGUAUUACAAUGAAAAGUAGCAGCAUUUCUCUGUACCAUGUCUUAGAGAAGGAAGAAUACCUUGUAAAUCUGAUAGAUUCACCUGGGCACAUAGAUUUUUCUAGUGAAGUCUCUACAGCAGUGAGAUUAUGUGAUGGAGCAAUUGUUGUGGUGGAUGUAGUUGAAGGUGUUUGCCCACAAACGAGGUUAGCUCUAAAACAAGCAUAUUCUGAGAACAUUAAGGCAGUACUGGUGUUAAAUAAAAUAGAUCGACUUAUAUUGGAGAUGAAAAUGAAUGCACUUGAUGCUUAUAUACAUAUAAGCCAAGUUUUAGAACAAGUUAAUGCUAUUAUGGGGGAAUUGUUUGCUUCGGAUGUAUUAAAAACUGAAGAAAACAUGAUUGAUAAAAAGCAACAAGAUGAUAUUUCCACAAAAGUGCAACCAGAGGACAAUAAUUAUUAUGAUUGGACAUCAGCUUUGGAAGAUGCAGAUGAUUCUACGUUAUAUUUUUCACCGGAACAAGGAAAUGUUGUGUUUGCCAGUGCAAUUGAUGGCUGGGGAUUUAGUAUACAUACAUUUGCUAAAUUAUUUUCUAAUAAACUCGGUGUUAAGGAGGAAAUUCUUAAAAAAGUUCUAUGGGGUGAUUUUUAUUUGAAUCCAAAAACGAAGCGUUUUAUGAAAGGUGCACAAGAGAAAGCGAAAAAGCCUUUAUUUGUACAGGUUAUAUUUGAUAAUUUAUGGAAUGUUUACGAAACUAUUGUUAUGAGAAAUGAAAAGGAUAAGGUCCCUGGUAUUUGUGAAAAAUUAAAUAUUAAGCUUACAACUCGAGAUUUGAGACAUACAGACAGUAGAGUUCAACUGCAAUCAUUAAUGAUGCAAUGGCUACCUUUAUCUACUGUAGUAUUAAACAUGGUUUGUAAAAUGUUACCAUCCCCAAAAGAAAUAUUACCAGAAAGAGUAGAGAAAUUAAUGUGCUCCCCAAUAAGAGAUUUUGAUUCUUAUAGUUUGGAAACGAAAAAUCUUAAAGAUGACUUUUUAGCCUGUGAUAGUAGUGAAGAUAGACCUGUGAUUAUUUUUGUAUCGAAAAUGUUUAGUGUGGACAAAAAUGUUUUGCCAGAAAAUAAACCAAAAGCGUUAACGUUAGAAGAAAUGGCCGCAAGAAGAGAACGAGCACGACAAAUAAGACAAGAGAAAAAUGCUACAGAUUUAGAAACAACUCAUGAGAACGAAACGAAACUAGAAAAUGAUAGUAUAGAAAAAUGUGUUGAAGACGAGAUUGAAAAGGAAAACAAAGAUCAACCAGCAUUUAUAGCGUUUGCUAGAAUUUUUAGUGGUAAAAUAAAAAAAGGUAGCACUAUUUAUGUUUUGGGUCCUAAACAUGAUCCUAAUAAAAUUCUUAAUUUGAUAGAUUUAAAAAUCGAUGCCAAUAAGAAACUAAAAGACUUACAAAGUGAUGAACAUAUAACUAUAGCUCAAGUUAAAUCAUUGUAUAUUUUAAUGGGAAGAGAAUUGGAAGAAAUAGAUGAAGGAGUUGCAGGAAAUAUAAUAGGUAUCGGUGGAUUAGAUGAAUACGUACUUAAAACAGCAACUUUAAGUAGUACAAUAGCUUGUCCUGCUUUCUGUGAGAUCCAGUAUGCAGCAGUACCAAUAUUAAGAGUUGCCGUCGAACCUGCGUAUCCUUCCCAACUACCUCAACUUGUCAAAGGCCUAAAGCUUCUAAAUCAAUCAGACCCAUGUGUACAAGUACUUCUUCAAGAAUCAGGAGAGCAUGUAUUAGUUACAGCAGGUGAAGUGCAUUUACAGAGAUGUUUAGAAGACUUAAAAAAUAUUUAUGCUAAAAUACCAUUAUCUGUUUCGGAACCGAUUGUACCGUUCAGAGAAACUAUUGUUGACCCGCCAAAAAUAGAUAUGGCUAACGAAGAAAUAGAUUCACAAAAUAUAAACAAAGGAAAUGACAUUAGUGAUCCAUACAUAAUUAUGUAUACUAGUAAUAAACAGAGUAAAAUAAAAAUAAAAGCAAAACCACUGCCAAAAGAAAUAACAGAAUUGUUAGAAAAAUCCACUGAUUUACUAAAAGCUAUCUCGCAACAUAUAAAAUCGUUACAAGGCGUUUCAAAAAAUGACAAUAUAGAAAAUAAAUUAGAUAAAAUGCAACUGAAUGGAACGAAAAAUUCUCUAUCGGAACGAAUUUUGAAGCUAAUUGAAAUAUUCAAAUCUGAACUGCAAACAAUCUGUUCGAAAUUGGGACCCGAAUGGGAAAAUGUAGUGGAACAAAUAUGGUCAGUAGGUCCUAGAAAUUGUGGUCCCAAUUUACUUUUAAAUCAAACGAAUGAUUACAAAACGAAGUUUUUACUUCAUGAAAAAGAGAUAAAAGAGGAUCCUAGAUUUGAAUACGAGGGCAGUUUUGUGAAUGGAUUUCAAUUGGCCACACUUGCGGGUCCGUUAUGCGAGGAACCAAUGAUGGGAGUUGCGUUUUGUGUCGAUGAGUGGACUUUAGAGAAAAACGAACAAGACGAUGUUAAUCACACAUUUGGACCACUUUCAGGUCAAAUUAUAUCAGCGGUAAAAGAAGCUUGCCGGAGAGCAUUCCAAACCCAGCCGCAGCGGUUGAUGGCUGCUAUGUACUCGUGUGAUAUCGUCGUCGAUCAGAAAGUUUUGGGGAAGCUGUACGGCGCGCUGGGACGUCGCGGAGGACGCGUGGUAGGUGGUGACCUUCAGAGUGGUUCUGCAGCAUUUCGCGUGGCGGCGCUACUGCCCGUCGCGGAGAGCUUUCGGUUUGCUAUCGACCUGCGCACGCACACCUCCGGCCUCGCAGCACCGCAACUGCUCUUCAGCCAUUGGGAGGUGAUCAACAUCGAUCCGUUCUGGCAGCCACGAACUGAAGAGGAGUACUUACACUGGGGUGAGAAAUGGGACGGCGUCAAUCGCGCCAAAGCUUACGUAGACAUGGUGCGAGCGCGCAAAGGACUCGCCACAGACAGACAGCUCGUCUUACACGCCGAGAAGCAGAGGACGCUCUCCAAGAAGAAAUAGCUUGACAAUAAACAAUACUAGAAGUAAUCAUUAUCUCCUUGUCCUUAUUAUGUUAGAAGUGGCAUAUUACUUGCGAAACAAUUGGACUAUUUUAAACAACAUAUCACCAUCUCAAAGACCGGCAUCGCAUCUGCAGUUUCUCUGGUAUUGCAGAUGUCCUUGGGUGUUGAUCAACACAUAGGAUUCCCGCAGCUUUUUGCCGCUUAUAUAUUAUAUAGCUGUUGCCCUCGACUUUGUUCGCGCGGAAUAUCAGUGUGAGUGGCAUAUGUAUUCUUCCAGACUAUAUUCUACAUGUGCCAAAGUUCAUUAAAAUCCGCUUAGCCGUUCCGGAGAUACCUUCAUACAAACAUCCAUCAAUCCAUCCAAAAAAGAACGUUUGUAGCGGAGUUUCCACUGUCAUAACAUAUUUUUAAUUCCUUUUCAUUAUUAUUGAUAAAAGAAAGACUACGAUAUGUAGACAUUAAAUUUGUUUCUUACAUACGAACAAAAUGUUAUCAAGUAUUACUUUGAGAAAUAUUCAAAUUGUUUGUUCUAUAAGUAUUAUGUUUUGUUACGCUUCUUUAAUCGCUUUGAGAUUUAGAUGAUGACAAUUUUGUAGAAAUUUGUAUGUUUUUAAUUAUUAAUUAUAUUGUUUAAAUGAGUUGAAAUUAUAUUGAAUAGUUUUUGUAUCGACAGUUUUUUUCUUAACUACAUUUUUUUAGAAAUUUACGAUAAAUCGCCAACUACAUAUACUCUGAUGGGUUUCCACUGUCGAAACACAUGUUAAAACAUUUAAAGCUAGUCAUAGGUGAAUAAAACAACAAUGCGUUAUAUUAAUUAUGUAUUUACAUUAUAACAAACAACCCAUUUAUUGUAUUUACAAUUUUACUUCUACAACAAAUUAAAUGUAACAAUAUUUUUAUAAAUAAUACAAUGAAAUAAAACAUCUGAAAAAAAUACAACACAUUACAUUUUUAAUAAACAAAAUACGUAGAAUAAAAUAUAUUAGUUUUACUAAAUACUUGAGGAAAAAAACAUCAAUUGACUACAUUUAAACAAUAUUGUUACAAUUUACACGAAAUUCAAUAAAUAAUCGGAAUAAACAUUUUAUAAUAACAUAAUCAAUUAGGAAAUUAACAUAUUUCUAUCAAAAAAAUAAGGAAAUAACAGCAAAAGAGAGCUUUAAAAUUGGCACAAAUUACUAUUUUCCUCGUAAAGGUUUCCAUCGUCAAAACAUAGAUGGCGCUGUAAUGUAUUAAAAAUGUAAUAUAAUAUAAAUUAAAUUAAGGAAAUAAAAAGUCAGGC
Messenger RNA from Papilio xuthus (Asian swallowtail), 4629 nucleotides. Its product is annotated as elongation factor Tu GTP-binding domain-containing protein 1. Gene Ontology annotation, molecular function: ribosome binding; GTP binding; GTPase activity. Bases 136 to 3345 code for a protein of 1069 amino acids. Gene Ontology annotation, biological process: cytosolic ribosome assembly. NCBI's taxonomy places the organism in Eukaryota, Metazoa, Arthropoda, Insecta, Lepidoptera, Papilionidae. The record is from RefSeq and is a predicted model, not a curated record. The transcript is spliced from 11 exons. Gene Ontology annotation, cellular component: cytosol; ribonucleoprotein complex.